GACAUAAAUCAGGAUGUGAAAAGUAGCAGCACAGGAAACCAACACACAGCCCAUACCAAUAGCUGGGAUGUUUUGCAUUCAAGAGAUUCUUGUCAUAAAAUAAGCACUGCUGCAAGGAACGCUUCUGGAAAUGGGGCAGCUUGGAUCCAUUAUAAAAGUCAGCCCAGCUCCUUGCUCUCAUCCACUUCUCUCACCGCCUUCUGGGGAAUCAGGUGAGUGUGAAGCCCUUUCUUGUCCUCUUCCUUCUGCAAGCAGAGUUCUGAGCUCAGCAGAAAUCACAGCUGCUAUUGGCUCUGUUCCAUGCCUGUCUCUGCUUAUCAUAAGAGAGGGAAGUGGGGAGAAUGAUUGUCAUGGGAGGGGGUUGGGCCUGGAAAUAGGUGGCUUACAGGCUAGUAUCAAGGUAGUAGCUGGAUAGGUCUCAGUGACUUUCAUUGGGAUCCAUCAGGACGAGACCAAGAAUCCCUUGGACAUCCAUGUUUUCAGUUCCCAGCACUGCACGUGCAUUGUUUCCCUAGUAGAGUGAUGCUAGGCUGCUCCUCAUGCAUCCCCAUCUUCUGCUUCCUCCCUGCCCCCUCUCCCAGGUGCACCUCCAUCCCUGAGACAUGUCCUGCUGUGAUCAGUGCCAGCCAUGCCAGCCCUGUGGCCCGACUCCUCUGGCCAGCAGCUGCAAUGAGCCCUGUGUCAGGCAGUGCCAGAACUCCACCAUCGUCAUCGAGCCCUCUCCCGUGGUGGUGACCCUGCCCGGACCCAUCCUCAGCUCCUUCCCACAGAACACCGUUGUGGGCUCUUCCACCUCCGCUGCUGUUGGCAGCAUCCUCAGCUCUGAGGGCGUGCCCAUCACCUCGGGGGGCUUUGACCUCUCCUGCAUUUCUAACCGCUACUGUGGCAGAAGGUGCACCCCCUGCUAAAGCUGCUGUAUGUUGACCCAGACAGGGACCCCCAGGAAUGCUGAACAUGGCAUUGGACAGAAAAACAAAUGCUGUGUUGCUGUUUUUGUCCAUCAAGGCAGACAUUAGUGGCCAAUAUGGCCUCUCUGUCAACAUGGAGAGAGUCUACUGAUACUCG
Molecule: messenger RNA, 1065 nt
Organism: Meleagris gallopavo (turkey)
Lineage: Eukaryota; Metazoa; Chordata; Aves; Galliformes; Phasianidae
Source: RefSeq, a predicted model, not a curated record